This is a messenger RNA of Dujonia railenensis, 1962 nucleotides long. Lineage: Eukaryota; Fungi; Ascomycota; Pichiomycetes; Serinales; Debaryomycetaceae. The record is from the annotation of a GenBank genome assembly.
AUGAAGUUUGUUGCUCUUAUCUCUGGUGGAAAAGAUUCAUUCUACAAUAUACAUCAUUGUAUAUCUAGGGGCCAUGAACUUGUCUGUCUUGCGAAUCUAUACCCCGAGGAACCAGAGCGCGAUGAGAUUGAUUCAUUUAUGUUCCAAACUGUUGGCCACGAUAUUAUAAAUAGUUAUAGUGAAUGCUUAGAUAUACCAUUGUAUAGAGAGAAAAUCGUAGGAUCUUCUAAGAAUCAGAAAUUAGAAUACUCUCUUACGAAAGAAGACGAAAUUGAAGACUUGUUUAGGUUGUUGCAGCGAGUACAAAGGUUGCAUCCUGAUAUUGAAGGUGUUAGUUGUGGAGCGAUCUUAUCACACUAUCAGAGGACUAGAGUAGAAAAUGUAUGUGAUAGGCUAGGCUUGACCUCGUUGACGUACUUGUGGCAAAGGAACCAGUUGGAAUUAAUGGGUGAAAUGUGUCAAAAUGGCCUUGAUGCGAGAAUCGUUAAAGUUGCGGCCAUUGGUUUGAACACUUCUCAUUUAGGUAAAUCAAUUCUGCAGUUAUACCCUAAGUUGAUCCAGUUAAAUCAAAUGUACGAUGUUCAUAUAUGUGGAGAAGGUGGAGAAUUUGAAACUUUGGUGUUCGAUGCUCCAUUUUUCAAGAAAAAAUUGGAAAUUUUACUGGAAGAGGUGAUUGCCGAUUCCACUGAUGAUGUGAGCUAUCUCAAGGUAAAGGUGAAGGCUGUUCCAAAGGAAGUCAGUGUAGAAGACUUUCAAAUGUUGGAAGCUCCACCAUUAUUAGAAGAAGAAUUCAGCCUAAUAUUUGAAGAAUUAGAAAGUAUAGGUGAUGUAGGUGAAUUAGAUCAAGGGAUUAGCAAUAUCGACCUUGGUUCCAAUGGCGUUAGGAUCAGUGCUAGUCCAACCUCAAUAUUCAAAACCUCGAAGAAAUUGUAUAUUUCGAACUUAAUAGAUACUGAAUUAUCGGACACAAUUGAAGGUCAAGUUCAAUCCAUAUUUGAACAAUUAAAAGAUAUACUUGAGAAGAAUUCUGUGUCAGCCAACAACAUCAAGCAUGUCACACUUUUGUUAGCAGAUAUGAAUGAAUUUUCGAAAGUUAACAAGGUAUAUUCUAGAUACUUUGAGUCUUUUUAUUUGCCGCCCUCUAGAAUUUGUAUUGGAACAAAGUUAUAUGAUAAGUGUUUUGCCCAACUAUCCUGUGAAGUUCUUUUAAGCGAUCAUCUUUUAAAGGAAGGAAUACACAUCAGAUCUAGGUCGUACUGGGCACCACACAAUAUUGGGCCAUACUCCCAAAGUAUAGUAGAAAGAAACGAAGAAUUCUUACAAGCUUCAUUGUCUGGACAAAUCCCACUUGAACCAGCAACUAUGCAGUUUCCUAAGGAUAACAGUUUGAAUUUCCAUGCCACUUUUUCAUUACAGCAUUUACAUAGAGUGACAGAGGUCGUGAAUGUAAGAGAGUAUGGAUCAAUCAUCUGCUUUGUUACUGAAAUCUCAUCAGUCAAUUUGGCCAGCUCAGCUUGGAACCAAUACAACAACGGUGCUGGUUCACUUACAAUCGUUCAGGUCAAGCAAUUGCCAAGGGGUGCAAAAAUUGAAUGGGGUGGAUUCUCUUAUAAGAAUUUGGUUGGUAUGUAUGACGAUGAUGAAGACGAUGAUAACGAACUUGAACAAAAUGACAAAAUUGAAACUAUUAUCAAUGACACUAUAGAAAAAUAUUCAUUGCAAGCUACUAGCAUUCAAAAGAUUGGAAAGGGCGAAUUAUUUUCCAGUACAUUGUACUCUAAUAGCUUGAAUGAUGUAUCGCUGUUCCUAAUAAAUGCCAAGGGUAAGAUUCAACUUUAUGCUAGUUUAGCUGAAGCGCAAAGCUUGGAGUUGAAGUCUGUGGAAUUUACCCCAGUGGACAACCUUUGGGAUCACAAUGGGCAAGCAUAUAAAUAUGGACUUGUUUGGAAACAUUAUAAAUAG